GCUCAAACACUACGCGCCAAUCGUUAUUGAUUUUUGAUAUUGCCGCAAACUUCUGCGAAAACCUGUUCUAUUAAAUAAAAUUGAAGAAAAAUAAUUUUAUUAUGUGAAAAUAAAGACAAUGUGGCUACUGAAAAUUAAGAACUAAGGGCUAUCUACCAGCAUGGCUUUGAAGGCACAGGUGCCAGAGCUAAAAUGCAUGGAACCGGAGAAUUACAGAAAAUAUUUCCGUGCAUUAUGCUGGAGUGGCACAAGGAAAAUAGAAAAGAAAUCACGAAAAUUGGGUAAGAAAGAGAAGCAGCGUAGACAGAAAGCCGCGAACGCGAUACCCAUGUGUUAUGCGCCGGCACUUCUCGGUAACCCGUCGCAGUUUGCCGUCUUCGCCAGCGUACGCAAGUCCAUCUUGGCCCGAUGGCGCCAUCUCCACGGCACUAUCUCCGAGUUAUCUGACGACAGUGAUAAUGAGGAAUCUUCACAACCAACUACAGUAUCCAAAUUGCCUAAGGUGACUGGUAUAGGUUUACGGACAGUCUUUGCCCUCAUAUCUCAGGCUAGGUUUACAGACGCGAAGUUCUGUGAGCAAGCAUUAAAAGCAUUGCUAGACGUAUUACAAGGUCACACACCAGAAGAACUAGCUCAAGAGCCUACAGAGAUAAUAUCGAGCCUUCAUGCAAUGCUGGUGGAAGUAGCUACUGGAAGUGGACCUAGCGGACGUUCAGACACGCCUACAAAUCUGACCGCACUGAGCAGUUCCUGUCUGAUAGCCUUGUCAGUAGCCAGGGGGGAGGCAGAACUCAUUCUUAAUGCCGUCGCUUCGUUGAUUAUGUCCGCAUCGUUACUGGCUGAGCAAUAUGUACAGGUGCCUACAAAUUUAACAACUCUCCAGAGAAGCGUUCAAGCAGUGAUCCUUGGCAAGCCGUCCCGUAACCAAUGGUUGAAUUAUGGUGUACCGCAUCAAGCACUGGUCACAAGUUUCCCAGUGGAUCUUCCCUCGCAACUGACUGCAGGCUCUGGAGAUGUGGUCGUCCGCUCGCUGGUUUCCGAUGGCUGCUAUCUCUAUGUGUAUACUUCGAAAGGUCUCCUAAAAAUCGGGUCUGGUUAUGGAAGCUCAAUAAAACAACACGUUUAUAUAUACAAGCCUGAUUUCUUUCCAUCCGAACGCCACGGUUGGCUAGGUUAUUGUAAGAAUAAGUUGUAUGUAAGAAUUGGAAGAAAGAAGACUGAAUUAUAUGAAAUUGAUAAAGAUACAUUAGAAGUGAAAGGCGUGGUGCGGCUCGACCCCGGUCCCAUCACACCGGUCGACCCUAAGUCGGCUGUUUUCAGCGACGGCAAUUUGUUGGGGCUAGUCCUUCUCACUAGUUAUGAGUGCUUAACAAUAAGAUUGUAUGACGUGGAUAGUCCACGGGAGCGGACUGAGGCCUCAGCGCCUGCCACCAUCUUGUCCCACAAAGAGAUGAUAGUCCACCUUCUCCGGCGACAUAUGCUAGUUAUUGGUCGUUCGCCUUUCGAAGACGGCUUCUCCAGGAGAAGCAUGGAGGUGGACACGCCAAUGGCGGUCCAAUUAGAUGAUGAUGAGGAGGAUCCCAUGAUUGGGAUAUCGGCUGGACAAGACUUUUGUCUUUUGAACACCUUAUCAGGAAGGGUAUACUACACUGGCAAGGGGGCCAGCUUAGGGUACAAGACUGCAUCUCCACUCACCAAUCGCUGGACGCUGAUGAAGGAGACGGUGUAUACGAGAAACGAUAUUCCUAAUGUCAAGAAGGGAAGGGUUAUGCAGGUGGCGGUAGGCCACGAAGGCGUCCAUGCUAUAUUGGUAAUGGAUAACGGCACUGCACUAUUCACUGGCGUAGCUCGUCGUGGCGAAGAUGGGGAUAGCAAUAAACACAGAAGAACGCCGAAGCCCACCAGACCUAAGAAAAUAUUUAAGGCGGAGGGCCACAGUAUCGUGUACGCAGCGUGCAAUUAUGGUUCAACAGCCCUGGUGACCAAGCAGGGCUUGCUGCUUAUGCUUGGGAAGGACGCGCAACACUGCGACAGCACUGGGCUCGUGGUUGGACUGCGCCACGAGAGAGUCGUGCAGGUGGCGUUGGGAAAGGCGCACGCAGUCGCUUUGACGCACUUCGGCCUUGUUUACACAUUCGGUAUCAAUAACAAGGGACAAUGUGGGAGAGAAUUUGGUUUCGCCAAAGAGAAGAGCUUCGGAACGCCGCGUCGCCAAAGCGGCAACAAAGAGGAGGUCCGCAUGUGCUCCACACACAAAUGGGUGUCGGACUACUGUCGCAUAUGCGUAAUGUGCCGCGAGUGUACCGGCUUCUCUAACUCGUGCCAUCUGUCGCAUUUGCCCAACAGAGCCGCUGGAGAGAAAUGCGGUUGCGGCGAAGGCGACAGCGGGUGCAGCUCAUGUGGUGUUUGUCGCCGUUGUGCGGAAACACAGACUACUGCCGGUCGCUCCGAGCGUACUGUCACGGAUCUGGACGAUGACGCCGACGCUUCCACUAGAUCCGACAGCAAGACUGAUAAAGAUGGAAGAUACCAUCAUUACGACAGUCAUGCGGGCUCAGAAGGAGAGAGAGAUGCGAGCCUGAAAGUAAGUUGUUUGCCGCCGGCUCGCGUCGCCAUCCCAGGUGGGCAGCGGGUCUCGUCAGUCGCUUGUGGCUUGCACCACACUGUAUUACUCACAGAACACGGUGAAAUACUGACCUUCGGCUCCAACCAGUACGGUCAACUUGGAGCGGGUGAUGUAAGCCCUCACCACAAGAUAGUGAGAGUCCGUGUGCCCAGAUGUAUAGGAGUCGCGGCCGGUAGCAACCACACGGCGUUGCUCACUGCCGAAGGAGAAGUUUACACCUUUGGAUGCUAUCAGAAAGGCGCACUGGGCCGCCCGCGCAUAGAAGAGGUAAUGCGAUCAGAAUCGAACCGCAGUCCGAUAUGGUACGCGACCCCGGGUCGAGUGCCUCGCCUAGGUCCUCGACAUACGUCCAAAGGGGUGGCCAUUUCCGCGUCUGGAGACCAGACCUUCAUUCAGGUGUCGCAGUCUGUGAUCAGGCCUGAGUUUCUAUUUAGUUCCACGAUCACGUCCAAUCACAAUACUAUAGUGAUACUCCCCAACCGAUCAGAACACACAUUCAAGUGCAUAACUGUGAAUAAAACUGACGGCAACUGUUUCCCAUGGACGGGCGGCGAGCAGGUUGACUUCGCGAAUUCGCUGGCAUGCCUCGACCCUCUAUAUGAUGUUAUGUGGUGUUACCAACCAUUAAAAAGAGUCAUGAAAUGCUACAAUAUUCUCACGUUCGAUUCCAACAAGCUUCAGCGGUGUUGCACCAAUAAUCCAGACGCUUACACCCUGGACGCUGACUACGAGUACCCCAAUUACGGUUCCAUGAAGAGGCUGGAAGAUUUCAAGAACUUGGAGACUUUAGAUCUGAAGAUCAAUAAUGAGGAUAGGCCGACAGAUAACAUAGCUCUAUCAAACAUGUCCGUGCUGAACCAGGAACUGGCAAUACCAUCGGCCCCGAGCCACUCGGUCACCAGGAUGCAUGCGGCCUUACAUUUGCUGGGAUGUUUAGAUUCACUCACCUUUGCACAUGAUUCCAAAUUAAACCAAGUGGAGACGAAACGAGAUCGCACCACAACCCCAGUAGCGCCUAUUAAAGAAGACUUCCUCACUGUGAAUCGGUUCGAGAGCCACGGCGGAGGCUGGGGCUACUCAGGACACUCUGUUGAAGCCAUACGGUUCAUGUGCGACACUGAUAUUUUACUUGGCGGUUAUGGCCUGUUUGGUGGUCGAGGCGACUACACAGCGAAGAUAAAGUUGUUCGACAUUGGCGGUGAAGGCGGUGACCAAGAGGGUGAUGGCGAGUUGAUCGCCGAGAGCGAUGAGGUUAUGUACGAGUGCGCGCCAAGGGACAAGUUUCCGGUACUCUUCGACGUGCCGGUGCCACUCGCGGCCAAUAGAUGGUACGUAGCGUGGGCGUGCGUAAACGGACCGUCAUCAGACUGUGGCUCCUCCGGCCAGGCUAUGGUCAUCAACGACGAAAUUGGCUUUCAUUUCAAAACGUCUAAAAAGUCGAACAAUGGUACCGAUGUCAACGCUGGUCAGAUACCAUGCCUCCUGUACAACACUGUCAGUCCCGACCACACUGUCACGAUCCGUUGUAUAGACCUUGGAGACCCCAUUAUUUCACUGUCCAAAAACAUAUCAAGAAAAGUUACCGUCUCCUGUUUCAAAUCCCUCAUAACUCUGCUUCAGUGGAGUUGGAAGACGUUCAAAGAGAUAAUACUAGAGACAAACGGUCAAAUACCUAUCAAUUACCAAAAGUUGACAGUGAUGAAGCAUCAGAAGAGAUUGGUGUAUGUUAUCAGAGCGAGUUUGAGGCUCGUGAAAUCGUAUAUUAUAGAGAUUUACCCGCAGCACAAUAAGAAGAGGAAUUCACACGAGUAUAUGUCGUAUUUUGAAGCUAUAGCCGAAGCGAGGAAUUUUAUUCAAGGUAUGAUGGCCGAACCGACGCCGACGUGCUCAAUGCUGCCACGAAAGCCGGGGAAAAAUAAGGCGCACAGAGUCUGCUACGUGCAGUUCGCACUGGAAAUGACCAACUCGAUACUAAAAGAAGCCCACGACACAAUAACGACUUGCUUCCACGCGUUCUUUCCUACACCCACGCUCAAGUGGAACCAUCUCUGCUCAUUGCUGUUUCACGUUAAGGAAGGAGUGGUGCCAGCGACGCAAAUUCGCGAGUUGGCUUCGUGCUGUGCGGCCAUGUGUUCCUCUCGGAGUCUACGCGACGUACUCCAGUAUGUGGUGCCCGUCACACAAAACCAUAUCAUGCUCAAUGAGAAUAGACGUCCUGAUAGUAAGGUCCUGAAAGAAAUACCCUCUAAGUCGGCUACAGUACCUCGCUCGUCGCAUGCCCAGAAACCUCCGCCAAUCCCCCCGAGAGCUCAUCACAAGGACGCUCAGAAGGCAGCAGAACCAAUUCCCUGCAAGUCCACACACAUUGACUGGCACCUCCUGGACGUGAUACCAAAGUUACUCGAUAUAGUUAUGAUACCAAUCAAGCAGCAGAUGAAGACGCGACAAUGCGGCCAGCCGCACGAUCACGGCGAGAUUGGGCAGCAUGAAACGCUUUCGGAAUAUUGUUGCAAACUGGUCGCCAGAAUCAUAGCUGAGCUGUCUUUUAGUGCAACUAAUAUACGUGAAGACCAAGACACAAACACCAUAAAACACCUAGUGACACCGUCGCGGUUCAUGCGGGUGAACCAGUCCCGCGCGUGGAACACCGGUAAUGGCAGUCCGGACGCGAUCUGCUUCACGGUGGACCGGCCUGGUGUCAUGUUGGUCGGAGCGUGCGUGUUCAGCGGCCUCGGCAACUACGAGUACACGUUGGAACUGUUGCAGGAUUUGCGGCAGCUCCGAGCGACUGGCGAGGAGUCGGACCCAGGGCACUGCUGGGUGAGUGUAGAGAUCAUCCACGGCACGUUCACGUCGGCAGAUUGCCACCACGACAUGGUGCAGAUAAAGUUUGAACGACCCAUCUCGCUCAAGGAAGAUUUGCGUUAUGCUAUAAGGCUGUGCAAUCAUGGCGGUCGAACUGCUAACGGCGACUGUGGGCUGCCUUCAGUGAAGGGGCCAGACGGAACCACUUUCAAAUUUUCCUCGUGUUCUUUAAGCUUCAAUGGCACAACACUAGCUAGAGGACAGAUACCGUCUCUGAUAUAUUAUGGAACAUCGAAAAGUCAGAACUCCUUGGAAAGCCCGGACACAUUGAUAUCGGCGCUCCGUGCUAUAACACUGCGCGUAGCGUCUGUGGUAAUAGAGAGAAGUGCGGAUUUAUUCUGCUCGCUUCGGAACGAAGUCACUGCUGAGGAUCUACGACGGAAUGCCGCCGUACUGCAGCAGUCGCCGGUUAUAAACACGCUCAUUCCGUACACCCUGGCGAAUCUCGAGGGAUUGGAUGAUUCUAAGAGCGUAAUAAAACUAUUGGAGAUAAUCCACAAGAUACUGCCUCACGUGGCAGCCAUGAACCUGCUGGUGCCGGCCGUUGAAGAGUUCACAACAACGACCACGCAUUUCUAUACGUGGGUCGAGAGUGAUCACCCGUACAAGCAAGCCACUGUUACUAACAUGAGGGUCCUGUUUCCAACAAACGUAUCAUGGGUGGUCCUGGAGAUGGACCCACGCAGUGUGACUGCUCAGCCCGAGGAUACGCUCACGGUGUACGCAGUGGCCGGUGCACCCAAGAACAGAUGUCAGAACUCGUAUGAUAUGCGCAUAAUGGAACCACCAUUUCGCAAGCGCCUGAUACAAAUGUCGUCUGACAAUAGCGAUGUGGACGAAGUAGUGGACGAGGGCGAGACGGACGCGCCGUGUAUGCACUACAACUGCGCGUAUGUCAACGUCACGCCCAAGCUGGCCAACAUUGCUUCGGAAUGGCCACAAAAAGCUUUAAUAGUACCAGGCAAUGAAGUCAUAUUCUCGCUGGAGACUGCUUCGGACUAUCUCAACGAAUACAACAAGUCAAAUAGCGAGGACAAUCACUACGGUUUCCGGUGCCUUUGUAUCGGCUACGAGGACUCGUCCUUCACGACGCAACGUCAAGGCUUGGCCGCACUGGAAAUGGAGUUGGUGUACGCAGGCGCUGCGUGCGCGUCGCGUCUACUCGCGCCCGACCUGGAUAUACCGCCGUUGACAUUUGCGACCAUAGUCGAGGUGCAAAUGCUCGCUAUGAUAGGGUCCAGUCCGGGAGCGGAGGGCGACUCCGGUAGCCACGACGGCAGCGAGUACCUCCUCUUGUCCAGGGGACUGGAGCUCUCCUCGCCACCCACCAUCCACCAAGUUCUCGACGGCCAGCCACUCUUGCGGUGCAUCUCCACCGAGCGUCAGUUCCUGUCAGAUUUUGUGGCGGGCGCCGAGAGUACGGCCGGCGGCCGCCUGGCCCGUUGGCUAGCUCCGACUUCCCGAGUAGAACCCUCCAAAUGCGAGAUGAAGGCGCCAGCGACCCCGCCGCGGCCGUCGGCGAAGUCCACCUUGCCAAUCACCGUCCGUGAUCAGUAUGGAGAGAUCGUUGCGUCACCUGCUUUAAAAGUUGAGGUGGUGGUACAACGUAUGGAAGAAACCAACCCACGUCACAGUCGAAGUUCAGAAAGUCAUCGUGGUAGCCUGCCCGACGUCUCGUAUCAGCCAACAAUGCGGGAUACCAUGUGUUUUCAUGCUAUCACCAUGAUGAAGCCGUUUCAAAUUUACUCCUUCGAGGAAUUACGGUAUUUGAGUGGACAAUGGGGUGGAUCGUGCGCAGGCGCUGGCCUCUCGAGCAGUGGCCGAGUGCCCACUGAGCGUCUACCGGUGCGUUCGCAGCCCGACGGAUCUUAUGUAGCUGUGUGGACCCCACGGGCGCCUGGCGUCUACGUCUUUAGGUGCACCCUCGACGAUCAGCCUGCCCCACAGGAACUGACCGUAGAAGUGGCAGAGGGCUCAAUAGAAGUGCCUGAAGAGCGAGGGGUGCAAGCGGGGGACACAAUACAACCGGCGCCACCGCCAAAACUGCGGCGGUUCAUCGCCAAGUACAGUGCGGGGCUGCGGGUGAGGGCCAGCCCUAGUCUUCAAGCUGAGGAGCUUGGUCGCGUCCCGCCUGGUGCUAAUGUAGCGUUCGUUGAAGAGUUAGUGAACAAGGACGGCACAUGGGUCCGUUUGAGUGAUGAAUCGGCGCGCGCGUACACGGACGGCGGCGCUGAGAUCGCGUGGUGCCUGCAACACCACCGCCAUCUAGACAGAGCGCUGCUUGUGCCUGUUGAGCCGUGCAGUCCUAUACCGCAACUGGAAUAUACGGGAUUGUGGAGCGGGUAUGGAGACGCUCAGGGUGACAUUCACUCGUGGACGCACGAGGAAGACAUCGAAGUCGGAACGAGCGAUCAGCUGACGUGUCCGGAUGACUACGACAGGAGGUUCCCGUUCUGUGUGUUGGCUGAUGUCACUAAUGAGGUGUUGUUCCAGGGUGACCGAGCGUCGAGCCCGUUUAUGUUUGGUGUCGAACCAAGCAAAUUGGAGAGGGUAUUACGAAAUGAAGCAUGCUCAUCGCCCAAACGUAUGCUACGGCGUAGCAACGGCAACAGUGAUGAAUGGUGUUCACCGAUGCACCGGCUUAGUGACAAUGUUCGGAACGUCAACACCAUACCUGAGGCGGACAUAGAACCGGAGCUUGAGCGCAGAACAAUAAAGUUAGAACCGGAACACCAUUCGGAAAUGUCCGCUCCGCAUCCCGACUGUCGAUCUGAACAGUUAGCACUAGAGCCAGGGCCGAACUCGCAACCCGACCCCCAGAGCCGUACUGGAAGUCGGCUGGCGCAAGCUGGCACGCAAACCUCCCCUGAGCACAUUCCGGAUGUCUCUGUUACCUCUAUGCAGAUGUAUAUAGGAUUACCAAAGGAAGGUCGAAUGAGCCCGAAAAGUAUAGCUCGAGAGCGGAUCGCAAACCGCUCACGCGCGUACAGGCGUACUAUAUCGCCCCCGCCGUUACCAGCACGAACUGCACCCGCGCCCCCUCCGCCCCGCAAGCACGCCCUGAGUCCAGCCCAAGCAGAAUGUCUUCGGGCUAUAUUUGCCGCUUUAUUAUGGCAUGAAGGCAUAGUUCACGACGCGAUCGCUUGCGCCGCUUUUCUCAAGUUCCACCCUCAACUGCCUAAGCAAGGGGCUCGUGUGGUCACACGCGGCUUGCAUGACGUCACCUCGCCGCGACUACAGCGCCACUCCGUCGAGGUUUCCAACGCUGGCCAAUACUUGCGUAUCAACCCUUCCACUCUGGAGACGCUGACCCGUUCAGGCGUGGAAGCGACCACCAGCCGCUCUCGAAAGUCAGACGUUGACGUACCGAUAAGAGAAGAGGACACCGCCCAGCCUAGUUCUAGUACAGGUUCCACCCCGUCUGUAGUGAACGUGUUACCGCCAGCAUUACGCGCUCUAGUCGCCCUCUGGGAUGCAAUGUACGAGGCAGACCAACUCACGGCCGCCACUGACAAACUUAAAAAAGAUGAGACAGAGAAAAAUGAAAAUGAAGAUGGAAGGUCGUUCAGUGGUAUUCGCAAGAAACGCGAUUGGAAAUCCUUGACGAAGACACCUUAUUCAGUGAGGUGCGAGUUGUGCGGUGGGGCUAGUGUAGCGCCACCUAUCGCGGCGCACUUGCGGCAUUCUCACCCCGGAUGCAAACUGCCCACCGUGUACGGCUACGAUCGUUCCGGAGUGUAUCGACCGACGGAUCCGACGCCCGCUCACGCUGACGCCCCCUCGUCCGCUUGUGGACAACUCGCUCAAACUUAUGAGCUAUGGUACAUCUACUGCGAGAAAUGCCGCGACAAAGCGCUGAAGGCGGCCUCAUCGAUAAAGCAGUCGAAAACGAAAAUCGUCACGGAACCUGGGUUCGAACGUGCAGACCCCUUGCCAGAAGUAGACCACCAUAUCAUGAAGGACAAUGCUGUGUUCCUGCUGGACUUGGCGCCGUUGACAUACUCAGAGUCGAUGAGUACGUCUCCAUGGCACGAGGCCCCAGGUCGAAGUCCUCCCACUCCCCCUGGUAGUAUGUGGCAGCCCGCCCCACCCUUCCAGUGUCUGGCAGCUUUGGGUGCCGCCCCUAAACCCCUGCAUACUACAGUGGACACUGCUAGAUACCACUCGUUAGGUCGACCGCCCACAUCGUCUGUGACUUCGCACGCGGCCCCAUAUGGUUCUACGGAUGGUCCACCCGGAUCGAAUUGGCUGCGGGUGCACCGAUCAGUGUCGAUGGGUCAAGAGAAGGGACGAGACCUAUCGAACGCGGGUAGACCUCCGCUCACGAGACGAACUCACCCAGACUCACAGGACACACUCUCAGGCGCCGGCUCAUCUCUGCUAGCGCAACCAAGCGCGGCUCUACACCGCCUAGUGGGCUGUGGGGCGUGGUCCAAAGAGACCUGUUCCGUCUCCGCCUUCGAACCGUCGCGAGUGGACCCCGAAGCUCUCAUGAGGAGCCCAGUUCUUACAUUCGUGCUGGCGAGACGAGACUUACACGCGUACAGACAAAAAAUGGACGCCGCGAUUAGGAUCAAUACCGUCAGACAGUACGCCUUUGAGGCUCUGAAUUGGUUGCUUCGUUCGGCGACGCAACCGACGUGCGUGCACGACGUCAUGUGGUGGUUCUGCAGUGCACUUGAUAAAUACGCACGGAUCGUGCCACCGCCGCUCUCGCUUGACGAUAAUAAGGAGAAUAUACCAGAAAGCACCCGAAACACGACUCCAACAGCAUCUGCGUCAGCUAUAUGCCCGGGUGGGCGAUCCGCUCGAGGGGCGAGAGCUGCUUUUCACGCAUUCCUCGGAUCAGUGAGCGCCCUAGCGCCGUCCUUGCCGCCUUCUAGUGCAUCUGGCUUGCAGGCAGUUAGAUGCUGGGCAUUGCACUACUCGCCGCAUGAUCGUGCCUUCUUACACCGAUCUCAAGUGUUCAGCGUCAUCAGCAAGAUACUGUCGCACUCGGAAGAUGGCAUUUAUGAUGACGGAAUGCUCGGUGCCCUGCAUGAAAGUUACCAUAGUUAUCACAACAAGGAGAAUUACGUGUGGAGUUGUCCGGAUGUGACCGGCUGGUGUGAUAUCACGGUUUCUUCACGACAAGGCAUGGCGGGGGCGUUGACUGACGGCAGCACGGAGACCUUCUGGGAGUCAGGCGAUGAGGAUCGGAAUAAAGCGAAGUGGAUUCAAGUUUCAUAUCCUGGUGGCACGCCGGAGGACCGACCGCAUAUUGUCGCUGUACACAUUGAUAAUACUAGAGAUACCGUGAACAAGACAUUACUGAUAUCGUUCCUGUAUGCGGGCGGUUCCAGCGAGAUGUUCCACAUGCAAGAUAUUGAAGUCGACUCCAAGACGGCGACUUGGCUUUGCUAUACCUUGCCUAGGGUGACAAGUCCAUCUCUACGAGUGCGCUGCGAACUCCGUGGUCCAGAGCCAGCAGUACGGGUUCGCCAAGUACGGAUACUGAGUGCGCCUGCGCCGGUCGCUGCGCAAGCUGCCAGCCCAGCACAGGUCUUGCAUGGACUAUCCGAGGCUGAUACUUUGAGAGUGUUUAGGUUGCUUACGUCACAGGUGUUCGGCAAACUUCUGGAAUGGGACCGAAGUGGCAGCGAGUCUGGUAACGAGGGAGCGACCGGGGGUGAGGAAGCUGCGCCCACUGAUGACAGUGACCUUCGAGAACACGUUGUCGGGAUAUUGUUCGCUGGACAUAAACUCACCUCACUGCAGCGACAGGUGAUGUCACAUAUAGUCUGCGCGAUUGGUUGCGAAGCAUCCCGCGUGCGCGACGACUGGGAAACGGCGUUGUUGUGUGCUGAGGCGGCGGAGAGAGCCACCGACGACUCGAUACAUAGGCCUGUCCCCCAUGCGCACACGCAGGACAACUAUUGCUUUGAAAUGUUGUCUCUGUUGCUGGCUCUGAGUGGCAGCGCGGUAGGUCGAGCGCACCUCGCUCAGCAGACCGAGCUAUUGGCCGACCUACUGGCACUGUUACAUACAGGCAGCGAACGGGUCCAGAGACAGGUGAUAUCGCUACUACGUCGUAUAAUAACUGAAAUACCGCCACAGAAGAUGUUCGCCGCAGUAAAUUACAAGAAUGAGUUGAAUACAAGGGUGACUCUAUUGGAUCACCUGGUUGCGUAUCUGGGCAAGGCAAUCACGGUCCAGGUGAAAAUCAAGGGUUCGGGUCCGGUGCAACCGAAGCCAGUCAUGAUGGGCGGCAGCGUGUCCGCCACCCCGCCCGCCACUUGGUUCAUGAAGGGCGAGACUACUAAGAAGCAUGCACAUCUUGUCGCAAAACUGCUAUCGGAUAUGGCUGAGGACAAGAUAUCCCUCGUAUGGGGUCCAGAGACACGGUCGGCGUUAGCCAACUACGUAUUACAAGUGGCACAGCUAGGCGAGGAGGAGCGCGGUCACGGACGUUGUGUGCAUUCGCCGCCCAUGUGGAUGGCGCUAGCGGCGCUCUGUGUUUGCGAACAGUCCCACGUUGAAAUAAUAAAUGGUGUGGGUGACGGUCGUGAGUGUCGCCGCGACGCGGUGGAAGCUCGACCGUUCUGUUCGAACCACGACGACGGUGCGACCCUGGCUGUCAUCGAGUGUCGCACGUGUGGGCCGUUAUGUGGCGAAUGUGAUCGGUUCCUGCAUCUAAACCGUUCUGCGCGUACGCAUCAGAGACAGCUUUGCAAAGAAGAGGAAAGCGCUAUUAGAAUAGACAUUCACGAAGGUUGUGGUCGAGCGAAACUGUUCUGGUUACUUCUGCUAGUGGACAGACGGACCCUGAAAGCUUUAGCGGAGUUUAGGGAAAUGGAGACGAUGUUCGACCCCUCGACGGCAGAUGGUACAGACGGUGCGGUAGGAGCUGUCGGGUACUCUGGUACAUGUCGGUUCUGCGGUACAAGGAGCACUACUGGUUUAUUAGCUAUUGGGAAUGUGUGCGCCGACCAACAAUGCCAGGAGCACGGUCGUCAAGCGUGCAACCGCGUGCUAAGUUGCGGUCACAUGUGCGGCGGUGUUCGCUGCGAACGGACGUGCCUGCCUUGCUUGUUCGGGUGCUCGGGUCGCGGUGAUUCUGCACCGUUACGACAAGAUGCCGAUGACAUGUGCAUGAUAUGCUUUACGGACCCACUGCAAGCCGCGCCCGCUAUACAGUUGAAAUGUGGUCACGUGUUUCACCUGCAUUGUUGUAAAAAAGUGCUCGCCAAUAAGUGGAUAGGACCAAGAAUUACGUUCUCUUUCUCACAGUGUCCCAUAUGCAAGGAGGAUAUGGAGCAUUGGACGUUAGAGGAACUAUUGGCCCCGAUACAGCAGUUACGGGAGGAGGUGAAGCGUAAAGCUCUCAUGAGGCUCGAGUAUGAGGGCGUGUCGGCACCGGGCGGAGCCCGUGGCCGGAUGCCGCAGGAUCCUGCCGCUUAUGCCAUGGAGAGAUACGCUUACUACGUCUGCCAUAAAUGUGAAAAGGCGUACUUCGGUGGGCUGGCGAGGUGUGAAGCCGAGACGAGCGGGUGGUGGGAGCCCGCUGAACUGGUUUGCGGCGCUUGCAGCGACAUCGCCGGCGCCAGGACCUGUCCCAAACACGGCGCUGACUUCCUCGAGUACAAGUGUCGAUAUUGCUGCUCGGUGGCGGUGUUCUUCUGUUUCGGCACAUCACACUUCUGCAACGCGUGCCAUGAUGACUUCCAGCGGGUCACCAAUAUACCCAAACAUCUCUUGCCUCAGUGUCCUGCAGGACCAAAGGGAGAACAGCUCCCUGGCUCCUCCGAGGAGUGUCCACUGCACGUGCAGCAUCCGCCCACUGGUGAGGAGUUCGCGCUCGGCUGCGGCGUUUGUCGGCACGCGCAGGCCUUCUAAACGAUAAUUAUGUUGGCCUUACUACGCGUUUACAUCCCCUUAUUCCCCUUCUCCCCACCCCACUUCCGGUACGUCCAUGUUACGGCUGUUCCCAAUAAUAUGUCUCCAAUAAUAGAGAACAACUUCAUUAUUAUUUCAUUUAAGAGUCGGCACUGCCCUAUAUUGACGAAACUAAAACAUGAAUUUGUGCAACCUUUUUAGAAGUAUCAACAUAAUAAAAUAAAUUAAUAAAUUUAUUCAUGUUUUGGCAGAAUUACUUUUUGGUCAGUGUUAAAUGAUAAAUGGCUGUUAGUCUGAAAAUAUAAUAAUAAAAAAUUUCACCUAUAGAUAUGUCACAUGUAAACAAUGGUAUACAAAAUUAUGAUUGUUCUAGUAAGUACCAACAACACUAAUUAUUAGGAACGGCCACUAAAAUAACAUAUUGUUAUUAUAUAAAAUCCUAACAAUGCGUCCAGAUAAGAGCAUUUCAUCAUAUCGUAACCGUGACGCGUUAUAAAAUUUUUAUUUUUGAUUGCUUAUCUUAUGGUACACCAAUGUGUUACUAUUUGUGCUGCAUUAGGUAAAGUAACGUAAAAAAUGUUAUAUUUUUUACAAACAUUACAAAUAUGUUAUAUUUUACGACCUAUAAAUCUAGAUGCAUUAUUAGCAUUACAAACAACUCUUCAUAUCUAAAUAUUCAUGUAUAGAGCAGGGUGUAAUGAUACGGAAAAAUUAUAGUAUCUUGUCGCACUAAUUUAAACUAAUAAAAACAACAUGACAAAGUACUAAAAUGUUUAUAUGACAUACUACACAAUCUCACUUCGUUUUGUUUCGAAGACUAGUCCGUCCCCUAUUUCAACUUUCAAUUCAUUAUUAUAAGACAAAACCUUAUUACAUAAAUUCUAUAAUAAAGUUCAUGUCUUGUGGCUUCUACAUUUAGAAAGUUUGAUGAAUGUGUCUCGGAAUUUAUUCCCGCAUUAGAAGUUUUAGUACUUUUUUUUUCUUAAUUUCUAUUUGACCGUCAGUUUCGCGAAUUCGUCUUUUUUAUUUGCUAAAUUAUAGAUUUUCGUACUAGUAAUCCUGUGACGUUAUGUCCUCCACAUCUAUUUAUUGCCUUCUAUUUUGCCCAUCAUUAGAAGUAGAAGCAGCUGAUAUAUGUCAUGUCGGAACACGUGCUCGAGAUAUUGGACCUAACGCUUUUUGACUUGUAUUUUUAAAUAAUUAGAAAGAGUAAUAUGAAAGAGAGAAAACAUGAUAAAGAAACAAAUUAGAGCAAGAUAGACAACGGCGCCUCAUUCAAGUAUACGCUAAUAGCCUGUAAUGAAUAGACAGAAUUUAUCAACAAUUACGUUUAUAUAAUUUUCGCAUUUAGCAGAGUAAUUUGGUUAAAAAAAAGUAAUUAGGUAGGGUUACGUGUAUAAUAUGUUAUAUUAUGAAAUUAGAAAGAAAAAAGGUUUUAAAAUAAUUACGUGAAUAUUUAUUUUUUAUGCUCUAUUAUUAUUAUUUUUAGUGCCGUUUUUGUAACAUUGCAAUAUCAGUUUGUAAGUUCGCUUACAAAAUUUUAACUGCCUGCUCUCAAACUAUUGUAUAUAAAAAUUUACAUCGUGUAAAUUGUGAAUAUGUACGUAAAUAAUUAUAUCUUCUAUAAUACUGAUGAAUGACAUUCAUAAAUACCUUAGUGUUGCCCUAAUCCAGUCGUUUCUCGCAGUCGUCAUAAGUAACAGGGAAUUGUUAUUUAAAAGUAUAGUAAAGAUAAGUUCUCUACUUUACUGAUACGCUUGUUAACUUCACUUUUCUUCGUGUAACGUAAAAUUAACAAUAUCAUUCAAAAGUUAUACCUAUGAGUGUAUUCACUUGUUGUUUGUUGAGAACGUUUUUCUGUGACAGUAUAUGUGCGCACGCGUCGCUAGGGGUGAACAUGUGUACAAAAAGGGUCUAUUAUGCGGGGCGUAUAAAUUUAUUAUAAGAACCAAAGAUCGCCUUUAGUUAAUAAUGUAUUUAGUUACGUAAGUUUUAUGUGCAACAACGUAUAAGGGACGGUGAUGAGUUAUAUUUUUAUUAGGGGUUCUAUUGUUGAAAUUAAUUUCCAGUCAAUACUUGAUUAUUUCUUAGUUACCGAUCACAGAUGUAAAAGGACUAUGUUGUUUAGAUCUCAAGUGAUGUAUUCAGAACAUAGAUAUAGGCAGACAUAGAUAGACACCGCAAUUACCACAAUUUGCAUCAAGAACUAAGAGAGCCACUAGUAAACUAUGUGCUCUUGAUAUUACAAUAGCUAAUUGUUGGAUAGCAUAUCGCCUGCUGCAAUAAAUUUACUUAUAUAUUUAAACUUUAAUACAUAGUUCAAUUAUAAUUUAUACAUUAAUAUAUACAAUUGUAAUAGUUUAAUAUAUACAUUUGGCAGAUUUAACACUGGACGGUGGUUCAGUGUUACUGUUCAGUGGUAUCAAACAGUGUACCGUUCUCUACCAUUCUAAAUCAUUUCGAAAAUGUAAUGCUGUUUUUGUCAUUUUUUUUUAAACUUCUUUCUACUAUAUUAAAUUUAGUCAGUGUCAAUUAGGCUCUCGUGCACCUAUUUUGAGAUCUAAAAUUGACAUGCAAAGUACGUGUAAAUGCGGCAUCUAUUUAAAUCUAUAUCUAUGGCAUGGAACGUAUCAACCCGUCUGCAAAUACACGACAAAAUUCAUACAUUUAUAAUGUACGUAUUGUACGUCCAUUGGCUCUUAAUACGCGACAAAACAGCGUUAUAGUAGGUAGGGUAGGGUUGUUCAAACAUUAAUAAUAAAUCACGUUAAUUAUUUUUUAUUAUAGUGUGGUUUCGAUGUACUGGUUUGUUUAGUCUUUGUUUUUCUCGUCUGUGAUUAUUUUUUAAUUUUACUAAAAUUCAGUCCAUUAAAGCCCAAAAUACUUGUUAGUGACGUAUACAAUAGAGCUUUGACUGUAAUCUGCGAAUAUGGAUUGGGAAAUCUAUUGGGGCACAGCCUUUCAAUUUUUGUGGAUUUUUAUAUUAAGUAAAAACAUGAUUUUGUGAAUUUGUUAAAAAUCAUUAAUAAUUUUUUUUUAAUAUGUUUAUUUAUAGCGUAGUUUCGUUAUAUAUUCAGUACUUCAGUAGUUAUAUUACAAUUUAAAGAGAUUAAAAAUUUUCAUUCAUUUUAAGUGAAAACUUUUUAGGCACGAUGGGUACUCUUUAGGAUG
Galleria mellonella (greater wax moth) is the source of this 16537-nucleotide messenger RNA. It is a transcript of the gene hiw, whose product is annotated as E3 ubiquitin-protein ligase MYCBP2. The transcript is spliced from 74 exons. The record is from RefSeq and is a predicted model, not a curated record. Gene Ontology annotation, cellular component: nucleus. Lineage: Eukaryota; Metazoa; Arthropoda; Insecta; Lepidoptera; Pyralidae. The coding region runs from base 161 to 13366 and encodes 4401 amino acids.